This is a messenger RNA of Mugil cephalus (flathead mullet), 3462 nucleotides long. RefSeq names its product gastrula zinc finger protein XlCGF57.1-like. Bases 1200 to 2786 code for a protein of 528 amino acids. Lineage: Eukaryota; Metazoa; Chordata; Actinopteri; Mugiliformes; Mugilidae. The record is from RefSeq and is a predicted model, not a curated record. The transcript has 2 exons.
GUAUAUAGACUAUUACCCUACAGCUGCUCCCAUUGACUGUAUAUAGACUACUACACUACAGCAACACAUUCUAAAGUUUUACUUGUAAAUUCACAUUUUCAAAAUAUAAACAAAACUAUUUCAGAGUUCAACCAAAAUCAAAAUCAAAUGACAUAUUUCAGACAAAACCCAAACAAGUCUGUGCCAAAGAAUGUAUGUUCGAAAAAGACGAAGGACGAGGAGACGGAGAGAGAAGGGAACGGAGGUUAACAAUCCACAGACUGGAGGCAAGUCCUGGUUUUAGUCCCGGUUCUAGUCCUGGUUCUAGUCCUGGUUUUAGUCCCGGUUCUAGUCCUGGUUUUAGUCCCGGUUUUAGUCCCGGUUCUAGUCCUGGUCCCAGUCCUGGUCCCAGUGUUCCCAUCUAAGGCUCCAGAGGACACAGUCUGACUUCCCGUGUUGUUUCCUUUUCAUCGCUCGGCUCAUAUGUCAGUUCUUUAAACUGUUUGUAGGUAAUCGUACUGUUUCUUCUCUAGACUCCCUGUUUCCUGUUGUCUCCUAUUGUCUCAGCCCACAGUAGAGUAGUAGUAGUAGUAGCAGUCUACACUUCACCAUGUUCUCUGCCUCGCUGCUAAUAAACCAGACUUAACACCGUGUUUCUAUUGUCUGUGGAGCCUGAUCCACUGUUAGCUUUAGAUUAACGUCAGCAUGGUCCCAGAAAACAAACACAGAUCCAGGAUCUGUUCUUUCAGAGCUCUGUGAUCUAAAGUCUUCAGUCACUUUUAAAUCCUCAAGUCUGAACAUUGAACGGUGAAACAGAAAUUAUUUACACUGACAAAGUAACACAAACUACCCAAACUACAGGCAUUCAAACACUCAUUAAACUCUUUCCUUCAUCAUUUCAAAGAAAAUCAACUCCUCCAACAUAAAAGCAGAUCCGGUUCUCCUUCACCUUCACAAUAAAAGUUUCUUAUUCUUCUCCGGUGUUUAUUAUCGAACACUCGUCGACUUUACUCCACAAAAAACUAAUUAAUGAGCACAAGCUGCUCAGGCUCCAGAUUCUCAAACCCAGAAGAUUUAUUUAUUUAUUUAUUUAUGUCCCGGAAGUAUUUUAUUUUUUAAAGAAAAAUGUCCCGGAAGUGCUUCAGGUGAACAGAGAGAAGCUAAGAGACAACAACUAAAAGAGCAAAUCUUAGAACCGUGGAGGGUUCGGUUCGGCAGCGAUGGACCGACAGGAAGAUCCGAACCCGGAAACCAAGCUGGAAGGAGAAGUUUUACCCUCAGACAUCAGAAAAGUGAUUGUCGGUGAAGACGAAGAGGAGGAGAACCAGGAGGAGAACCAGGAGGAGAACCAGCGUGGUCCUCCCAUCAAAGAGGAGCAGGAGGAGGUGUGGAGCAGCCAGGGAGGUCUGCAGGGAGGUCUGCAGGAGGCCCAGAUCACCACGUUCACCUUCAGUCCAGUGAAGAAUGAGGACGAUGAGGAGGAAGCUCAGUCCUCACAGCUUCACCCCACAGACUCUGAGGGGGGGCGGGUGAAAACCGAAGCUGGGGGAGGAGGUCUGGGCUCAGGAUCAGACUCCUCGGACACAGAGAUCAGUGACGGAGACUGGGACCAGAGCGUCCAGACUCCGUCAGCGUCAGGUUCUCUGAAGCACAAAGAACUGAGUGUGAUCGACAUCAACUGUAACGUGGAGCGGUCGUUCAGCUGCUCCGAGUGUGGACAGAGGUUCGGCCGCAAACCUCACCUGAAAGCUCACAUGAGGAUUCACACGGGGGAGAAACCCUUCAGCUGCUCCUUCUGCGGGAAGAGAUUUUCUCAGAAGGGAAACUCCAUCAGCCACAUGAGGCUUCACACGGGAGAGAAACCGUUCAGCUGCUCCGUCUGCAACAAGAGCUUCAGAUACAGCGGCGACGUGAGCCGACACAUGAGGAUCCACACGGGGAAGAAGAAGAAGGACAGAGACACCGUCGCCGCCGACGUUCAGGCGGCAAACGAACGACUGGACCUGGACAGAGACUCGCGUCUCCGAGCUGCUGCUGACGUCCAACCUGAGACUAAAGUGGGAGACGAGUCCACGGAGCAGCACGAAGACACGUCUCUGGGUCAGAAGGACUCGUUCAGCUGCUCCAGGUGCUCGAGAAGCUUCUGCCGCAGAGAUCACCUGAUGAGCCACAUGAGGACGCACACGGGAGAGAAACCGUUCAGCUGCUCCGUCUGUGAGAAGCGGUUCAGCUGCAGCGGGAACAUCCUGGCUCACAUGAGAGUCCACACGGGGGAAAAGCCCUUCGAGUGCUCGUUCUGUGGGAAGAGCUUCAGCCAGAAAGGAACUCUGCAGCUGCACGAGAGGAUUCACACGGGAGAGAAACCCUUCAGCUGCCCGUUCUGCCACAAAAGCUUUGCUCAUAAAAGACGGAUGACGCUGCACAUGUCCGUCCACACCGAGGAGAAACGCUUCCGCUGCUCCACCUGCGACCGAAGAUUCACCUGGUACACGCAGCUAAAGACUCACAAGUGUGUCAGGGACACGUCGCAGCCUCGUCGGACGGAGACCAAGCUUCCUCCCAAGGAGACGUUCAGCUGCUCUGAGUGCGGGAAGAAGUUCAGCCUGAAGGGAAACCUGAAGACACACAUGAGGAUCCACACAGGAGAGAAACCGUUCAGCUGCUCCACCUGCGGGAAAAGCUUCAAACAAAACGUCCAUCUGACCGAACACAUGACCAUUCACACCGGAGAGAAACUCUACAAGUGCAGCGUCUGUGGGAAAGGAUUCAACAAGAAGCUGCUCGUCAGAAACCACAUGUGUGUUUAAGGUUUUACUGAGACGCUGCGUUAAAGAGAAACUACAGAUCAGCACGAAUGAACAAAAUGUCUCUGUGUCUGUCCAGGUCACGGUUCGUCCACACGAAGCCGGAACAAGGACACGAGGAUUUGUUGUGUUCAGCUCUGAAUGAGGAGAGUUUAGGUUUCUGUCGCCCGAAGGUCACAUGACUAAUACUCACCUGGACCUGGAGAACCUGCCUCAUACAUUCAUACAAGGCUAACCCUGCUAGCAUGCUAGCAUGCUAACUGGUCUGCCUGGACUUUCAGGUGGAAAAGAAGCUGCUGAGUUUCUGGAGAUCAAAUAAAGUUGACAUUAAAACGUCACUUUGAACAAACUGUUUUGAAAGCGUGUGUCUGACGUUUGCAUUAAUAAUUCGUCUGAAUGAGUCUGGUCACUGUGAUGUUUCCUGUAAACAUUAUUAAUGUGAUGAUCACAUGAUGCUACGGAUUCAUCCUGUCACUGAAAGAACAAAUCUCAUAGACUGUUAAAUAAAACGUUCAUCAGUUCAUCAGCAUCAUGUGCUGCUGUUUGUUUUUACUAUGACGUCAUGAAUCUGCUUUUAUUUCACAUGGAAACACUUUUCUGACUUCUGUGAAACACAAAGACACUGAAACAGAUUCAGAAAAAUAAACCAAAUAAAUCCAUGUUUCUGUCGACACUGAAA